Messenger RNA from Gracilinanus agilis (Agile Gracile Mouse Opossum), 1321 nucleotides. It is a transcript of the gene MYOZ1, whose product is annotated as myozenin 1. The record is from RefSeq and is a predicted model, not a curated record. The coding region runs from base 185 to 1075 and encodes 296 amino acids. The transcript has 6 exons. Gene Ontology annotation, cellular component: actin cytoskeleton; Z disc. Gene Ontology annotation, molecular function: FATZ binding; telethonin binding; actin binding. NCBI's taxonomy places the organism in Eukaryota, Metazoa, Chordata, Mammalia, Didelphimorphia, Didelphidae.
CUCAGGUCAGAGCUACACAGCUCUCCACAGCAACUGGACCCCUGGGGGAGACACUGACCAUACCAGCUCCUGCCGCAAACUCCUAACCUGUUCAGCCUGAGGGUCUGAAGCUCCCAGGGGGGGCUGGUCCUGUAUCUGUGUCUGCAGCUGUGAUCCUUGCAGGCUGACCUGAAGAUCCUUUAUAAUGCCGCUCUCAGGGACCCCAGCCCCAAAUAAGAGGCGGAAACCCAGCAAACUCAUCAUGGAACUCACUGGAGGUGGGCAAGACAGUUCAGGUUUGAACCUGGGCAAGAAGAUAAGUGUCCCAAGGGAUGUCAUGCUAGAGGAACUAUCAUUGCUCACUAACCGUGGUUCCAAGAUGUUUAAGCUCCGCCAGCUGCGGGUUGAGAAAUUCAUCUAUGAGAACAACCCUGAUGUCUUCUCUGACAACUCAAUGGAUCGCUUCCAGAAGUUCCUCCCCACAGUGGGAGGGCAGCUGGGCACAGAUGGUCAAGGAUUCUCCUAUGAAGGAGGAAGCAGCAGGGGCCAGAUGGGGAGCAGUGGUUCUGCUGGACAACAUGGCUCUACCCAACACCAGCAUCAUCAGGGCUCUGGGCCUGGGUCAGGGGGCAGAGGAGGCCCUGGGAGUCAGGCUGGUGGGGGAGGGGACAGCAGAGGAGGUGAUGGUUCUGCAGGGACAGGAGAUGCAGGUGGAGAAGGAAAACAUGUCACUGUGUUUAAAACGUACAUCUCCCCAUGGGAGAGAGCUAUGGGUGUUGAUCCCCAGCAGAAAGUGGAACUUGGAAUCGACCUGUUGGCCUAUGGAGCCAAAGCUGAUCUUCCCCACUACAAGUCUUUUAACAGGACAGCAAUGCCUUAUGGUGGAUAUGAGAAAGCCUCCAAACGCAUGACUUUCCAGAUGCCCAAGUUAGACUUGGGACCUUUGUUGAGUGAACCCUUGGUUCUAUAUAGCAACAGUCUCUCUAAUAGGCCUUCUUUCAAUCGUACUCCUGUUCCCUGGCUGAGCUCUGGGGAGCCUGUUGACUACAGUGUGGAUGUUGGGAUUCCCCUGGAUGGAGAGACAGAAGAGCUAUGAGGAGCUCCGUUUUAUCUUCAAACCUCAAGUUCCCCUUCCUAGAUCCCAAAUGAUUUAGGGAGGAAUUGCUAUGCAGGGCACCUCCAUCUCCAAGUCCAUGUGUUUGUGGGAAUGGGGGAAGAACAGAAGGAAGUAGAUCUCUCCCUUUAAUCCAUGUUCCCACUUGAAGCACCAUUUCUCUUGUCAUAGGACUCCCCUGCCAACUGUUCUGUCACAGGUAAUGCUCAAUAAACUUCUGCAAACAAA